Molecule: messenger RNA, 1650 nt
Organism: Tetranychus urticae (two-spotted spider mite)
Lineage: Eukaryota; Metazoa; Arthropoda; Arachnida; Trombidiformes; Tetranychidae
Source: RefSeq, a predicted model, not a curated record
UACCCAAUCAUGAAUGAAAGAUACUUCUUUAAAUCUGUAAUUACAAUAAGAAUUGUUUAUAAAAUCAGUAAAUUACAACCCUGAACUUCCAAUAGGCAGUAAAAGACAGAAUAGUUGUUUGAUUUAGCGUCGCAAUUGAUAGCACAUGUCUCUAAUUGUGUUUUUUUUGUGCUUCUAAAUGUGUUCGUUCCCCUAGGAAGCCUGUGCCUUAAUGUUCGUCGACACGGUACAUUAUAUUGAAUCGUAUAUGAAUAUAUUAUCGCUUCGCAGUGGCUAUUUACUUUCCUUCCAGGAAAAACGCUUUAAUACAUAUUGAACUACACAUUUGCGAAUGAAAAUCUAGAAUUCUUUAUUAUUCAUUCUCUACGACAUGAGCCGAAAAAAUCGUAAUAGUAUCUGUGACACUUACCUUGUUAGUUUUAUCCGCUUUUGAAUCUAAUGAGAGCACGAGAUAUCGAGGAAUUUCCAGGUGCUAAAAAGAAAAGAACUCACAUGUUGGAUAUUUCCGAUGAUCCAGAAUUCAUCGAACUAAUACAAUUCAAGUAUCAUGAGGCUGCUAAAGCUUCUGGUGUAUAUUUAAUCUGUUCAGUUAAUUUCAAUUGUGUCCCGAUCGACAUUGGAGUCGACUACUUGAAGCAACAAUUUUUACCAGCUGGAAGACUGCAUUCAGUCGAAAGUUACUUUUCAUUUACCCGCAACAAUCACCGUUAUCAUCCCCAAUUGAACUCUUUCGUGGUAAAUCCAAUUCUUCAGUCUAGUUAUUUGAAUAACUCAAUGCUGACUUAUCACAAUAAUGCUGAUAUUAAACCCUCUCAACUCUCUCAAUGGAUUACUUCAUCUACAUCAUCAACUGACGCAAAUUCACUUCGCUCGUUGUCAUUAUCAUCAUUUAAAUCAUCUAAAUCACUUUUAAAGUGCUUUCCUCGCAGAAACAAGGAACUAUCAGCUUGGUCAAUUCCAAUCGCCACGAAUAAAGUUAUCUGGAAAAGUCAAAAGUGGUUUUACGAAGCCUACAGAGAACCUCCGAUCCGUUUUGAGCAACAUCUAGUUGUCUCUCAAUGGCACCAACUAAUUUUCAUAGUUUUAUCUCUCAUUUAUUUAACCUCGUUGAGUUGGUUUUCAUUUAGUCGUAAAUUAUUAUCAAAUUACCCAGAUUUAUUGACUUUUGGCUUUUUAAGUAAUUCUAAUAAUGACCGAAAAGAAGUCAAACAAUCUCUCGACAAUAACAAUAAUAGCUCAUCAUUAACAUCAUUAACAACAUCGCCACCGUCAUCAACUCCUUCACCGUCAUCGUCUUCGUCAUCAUCUUCAUUUUCAAUUCAUCUUGUUGGACAAGGUUGGGACUCCCCUAGUGACUCUUCUGAUGGACAAUAUAAAUUCCCACCCAACAAAACUAUCAGAGUCUCGAUAAAUGGAUCCAAAUCAGACUGUGAAACAACUUCACUGAUUUUAAUCCAAAGCGGUUUGACUAUUCUCGAAGAAUCAAGUUCAAUGCCGUACAAAGGAGGAUGUCUAACACCAGCCUUCGCUUUUCGUUACACUUCAAUACGAGACCGCCUCCACCAGAAAGGAUUGCAAUUUAAAAUACUCCAUCAUUAAUUGUCAAAUAUUGCUAACAAUCAGUUGAAUAAAUUUUGUUUUACUAUUAAA